AGUCCUAUCUUAUCUGUCUUGUGAUUACAACAUAUUCCAGUGAACGAAUGCUAUACUGAGCGUCACACAGGACGAACAAUGUAUAGACAAUUGCUGCUGAUAUGUGGGAUUAUUACCUAUUCUGAGGGUGUGGACCUGGCCUCACCUGAGGUGUUUGAUGCUCAGUUCUAUCUGAACAACUACCGCGAUCUUCAUGCUGCCCACAUCAACACGCCGGAGGCGGCUAAAGCUCACUGGCUGUCUGAUGGUAUAACCCAGGGGCGGCAGGGUUGUGGUAGCUUUCACUCAAAGCAGUAUGUCACAAGAUACCCUGAUUUGACCAAAGCUUUCCACACAGACUACACUGCUGUUGUUCAGCAUUACCUCACAAACGGAAUCCACGAGCAUCGGCUGGGGUACAUAGACGGAGGGUACGACGGUAGAUGGACAAUCUCAAACGGCAGGGACUUGUUCGUUAGCGCGUCCAAACGCAUGGGAGGAGCUAUAGACAGCCUCGUCUGGAACAACAAACAGAUGAUCAAUAUGUAUGACCACGGACGGGAGUUACAAAUGGCUUGCAAUUCCGACACAUACACGGAAUGUUAUAACCCUACGGAAGCUGGAGGGAGGGACGAUUCUAAUCUCGACACGACUCACACACAUAUUCAGUGGGUUAAAGCGCAUAGUGACACAUUAGAAUCACAGGUACAUCCUGCUUUUUGGUUGCGACCAGGUACCCAUGAGAAAAGGGUAUCGCGUUCAAGUUGCAACAGAGGCAGCCCAUCACUGACCCACCAAUCCACAUACGCCUAUCCGUUCUCGAAGCAUGUACAAAUUGGUGUCCAUGGAAUGUCUAACGCUUUGGAGUUCAUCUCCAACUUCACUCUCGCCGGAGACUGGCCUAACGACUUGAGAUAUAUUCAGAUGGAGGCACCAACUGGCUACAUGCCCGGAGAGUUCACGAGUUCUUAUCGAUUUAACCCAGAAACCUUAUCUUUAGAAAACCAUGGAUCGAACCUGAAACCCCCGGUACUUUCCACAGACGACGGGCAGUACGCUAUGGGAGUAUACUCACCUCCUGGUCAAGACAGUGACACGUUCAUGUAUUAUGGCGUCUCUCUGCGACUUGGCGGUACAUCAUUUACAGGAAGUACCAACAAGUGGAACGUUGUGUACCGGAAAAGUCGUUUCACUUCCGGUGUUCAUCAUCAGGUGUAUAAAACCUACAUUUGUGUAGGAACGCUGAACAUGGUGACAAGCUGCCUUCAUACGCUGAUCCAAGCAAUCCCGCAUGUUUAAUUGUAAUGACCUCAAUACGAUGCAGCUAAUAAAGCAUGUAUUCUAAAACA
Molecule: messenger RNA, 1328 nt
Organism: Mizuhopecten yessoensis (Yesso scallop)
Lineage: Eukaryota; Metazoa; Mollusca; Bivalvia; Pectinida; Pectinidae
Exons: 4
Coding region: 79-1278 (399 amino acids)
Source: RefSeq, a predicted model, not a curated record